AUGGGUGAAACAGACGACGUCACUCACAAGAAGCGCAAGCUGCAGGACGGUCCUGAGCUUGAAAUUGAUAUCGAUGCACCUGAACCAGUUUCGAAAAAGGCGCUGCGCAAAGCGAAAAAGAACAAGGGAGGCAAUGGCGAUGAUGAUGAAAACUCCGAGUCCAAGUCCAAGUCCAAGUCCAGCAAACCUGAAACCCAAGAGGCCGAGACUCAAGCGGCUACAGGCAAGCGGUCCGAAUACGGUAUUUGGAUUGGAAAUCUGUCGUUCACAGUGUCCAAGGAAGAUCUGCGCAUGUUCUUAGUAGCAAACUCCGAUAUUUCCGAGUCUGCAAUCACUCGAAUUCACCUUCCUAGUGGCCCGGAGAAAUUUGGGAGGCCGCAGAACAGGGGUUUUGCUUACGUCGACUUCGCCAACAAGAAGUCCCUGCAAGAAGCAAUUGGGCUCAGCGAGCAGCUCAUGACCGGCCGUCGUGUACUCAUCAAAGAUGCAAAGAGCUUUGAGGGUCGUCCUUCGAAGUCUGAGAGAGAAGACAAUGCCGCUGGCACCGCUGCGAAAUCUGGCCACCCUCCAUCCAAGCGACUCUUCGUCGGCAACCUGAGCUUUGAUGUCACCAAGGAAAACUUAGAGGAAAAUUUCAGCAAAUGCGGAACGGUCACCAACGUGCAUAUGGCGACUUUCCAGGACACAGGAAAAUGCAAGGGAUACGCUUGGGUGGAGUUUGAAGAGCUUGCCGCCGCUGAAGCAGCGGUGAGAGGAUUUAUGUUGGUGAAGGAAGACGAUGGCGAGGACGAUGAUCCUUCUGACAGCGAUUCUGAUUCGGCCUCCGAAAAGAAGUCGAAAAAGCUCAAGCCCAAAAUGCGAAGGGUCUGGGUAAACCAGCUCAUGGGUCGUCGUAUGCGCAUGGAGUUUGCUGAAGAUGCGUCAACACGAUACAAAAAGCGCUUUGGAAAGGAUGCUCCAAAGGAUGGACCCGCUAUCACCGAAGCAGGCGAAUCAAAGGAGAAACCCCGUUACAAGAAGAGAACCGACAUUGACGAGUCUCGUUACUCCAAGGAAACCGUGCAGAAGCUCAGUGGUGGCAUUGUCGAGUCCCAAGGCCAGAAGGUUACAUUUGACUAG
Penicillium soppii is the source of this 1119-nucleotide messenger RNA. Its product is annotated as putative RNA binding protein Rnp24. The transcript has a single exon. The record is from RefSeq and is a predicted model, not a curated record. Gene Ontology annotation, molecular function: RNA binding. Lineage: Eukaryota; Fungi; Ascomycota; Eurotiomycetes; Eurotiales; Aspergillaceae. Bases 1 to 1119 code for a protein of 372 amino acids.